Messenger RNA from Penicillium arizonense, 1530 nucleotides. RefSeq lists its product as uncharacterized. The record is from RefSeq and is a predicted model, not a curated record. Lineage: Eukaryota; Fungi; Ascomycota; Eurotiomycetes; Eurotiales; Aspergillaceae. Bases 1 to 1530 code for a protein of 509 amino acids. The transcript has 8 exons.
AUGGUCAAGACCACUUACGCCCUUACGCUCUUUGCUGCUGUCAGCAUUGCUGCGCCUGUUGCUCAGCCUGAUGGUAGCGGUAACCUCCUUGGUGCUGGUGCUGAUGGUGCGCUAAACAAGCUUGUUUCUAAGCUCACUGGUCGUUCCGAGAAGGAGGGCUCGUCGAACAAGCACAAGAACCUCAUUGAGGAUAUUCCCAUUCUGGGACCUAUGCUUGGAGAGAAGCAUGAUGCUAAGCGUGGUCACUCAGAGUAUGAGUCUGCUCACCACAACUUGAUCGAUGAAAUCCCAAUCAUCGGCCAGUUGUUUGGUAAUGACAAGUCUAACAUGGACAAGGGCAAGGAGCGUCGUGACCUGAGCGAUGGUCUCAAUGGUAUCCCCUUCCUUGGUGGCUUGUUCGGCAAGCACGAGCACACUGGCGGAUACAACGGCCUGAACGCUCACCAGAAUAAGGGCCGAAACGCCCGUCAGAAUGAUGAUCAGAACGCUGGACAGAACGAGGGCCAGAAUGAGGGCCAGAAUGAAGGCCAGAACGCUGGUCAGAAUGAAGGCCAGAACGCUGGACAGAACGAGGGACAAAACGAGGGACAAAACGAGGGUCAGAACGCUGGUCAGAACGCUGGUCAGAACGAGGGUCAGAAUGAGGGUCAGAACGAGGGCCAGAAUGAAGGCCAGAACGCUGGUCAGAACGAAGGCCAGAACGAAGGCCAGAACGAAGGCCAGAAUGAAGGCCAGAAUGAAGACCAGAACUACGCCCAGAACGGCGGCCAGAACUCCAAGCGAGACCUCGGUGGCCUCAGCAACCUCCCGAUCGUUGGAGAUCUCCUCAGCAGCGAAAAGCCCGGUCAUAAGGAGACCGACGAGCCCGCUAAGCACCUCGACACCCGUCAGGCCGGAGGAAACGCCAAAGGCAUCUUCGGCAUCCUGCAGUCCCUGACUAGCGGCAAUCCCAUUCACAAGAGCCACGCAAAGCGCGAGGAUGAAUUCUCCCAGCUUGACCCCUUCAGCGACGUCGUUGACGGCGCCGUUGCCUCGGGUAUGGAAGCUGAGGGCGCUGCUAUGCCUGUCCGCCGUGACGAGCCCGCCACUCCAACCCAGCAGACCAAAACCUCCUCAACCUCUGCGCCCACCGAAACAGCCAAGAGCAAGAGUUUCCUCAGCGAGCUGAUGGGCAAGCAUGGUCUCGGCUCGAUCAUGGGCCACGCCCACCACGGCGUCGGCCUGUUCCCUAUGCGCCGUGACACCGACGAGAUUGAUGCCCGUGGCGCCGCACCCCCUAUCCAGGGCUCUACCCUGACUGAUGUGCUCUUGCAAGGCGGUGCCCUCGGAAAACUCACCAAGAUGCUGUCCCCUGCUACUCCACCCAAGGGUCCCCAUGGCGAUCCUUACACUGUUGGUGAUGGAACUAGCAACGGUCCCCCUGACCCUGCUUCUGGUGCUGGUCCUCACAGAGGUCCUGGUGUCGCUGGUGAGCGUGGUGAUCAUGCCGCUGCGGCUUCUGUUGCUGGUGGCGCUGCUCAUCCCCAGUAA